CAUGACUUGAACGUGGCUGAAUGAUUUUAGCGCUGCCUUGAAGAUAUUUUUGUUUUUCGUUCUACCGGGUACUCUCCCCUCCCUCUAAUUCUUCCACCCAUUCCCUCAGGCUGAUCCCAAUCUUUGACUAUUCACAAUGACCGAAGACCACAGGCCUAAACCUCCUCCAGGGGCCUCUGGAUUCAGAGAAGCAGCUGCUGGCGAAAGCUCGAACCAGCCCCGUAACGGAUUCCGUCAGACCCUGCGGAAACUUAAGAAGAAUGCGACCACAAAGAUUUCUAAACGCUUCAAAUGUGCUCGCCACCAAACCCCUGCUGUCCAGAACGAUGCUCAUCAAGGUGCCUCAUCGAAUCAGAAUAUUGAGGAUGAGUCGCGUCUGCAUCCUUCCGAUGAUAACAAGCCUGAGAAUCCCAGCGGCUGUUUAAACCAAGGAGCGCCCGAAGAACCUGUUUCGAAGGUUCAGGCUUCAUCUGGUGUGGAAGGGAUUCCUGAUUUCAAAUCAGUUGAUGCUAAACUUCAAGAUACCCGUGAGCAUGCGGGAAACAUGAGACUACUCGGGGGACAUGGCAAGUCUGUGGCAUCCGCAGCCGAGGAUGGUUCAAAAGAUCUCGAUGCUGCGGACGAUUUCCAGACUACAUAUCUUCAACCACUCAAAAAUUUUGACACUGUCAUUGAGAAUCUUGCGAAUGUACAUCCUUAUGCGAAGAUGGUGUUGGGUGUGCUGUCCGCUGCAUCCAAAAUUAUUCUCGCACAAACAAAACGCGACCAAUCGGUACAAUCUCUUCUCACGAAAUUAG
Molecule: messenger RNA, 797 nt
Organism: Suillus subalutaceus
Lineage: Eukaryota; Fungi; Basidiomycota; Agaricomycetes; Boletales; Suillaceae
Exons: 7
Source: RefSeq, a predicted model, not a curated record